Messenger RNA from Pimephales promelas (fathead minnow), 3450 nucleotides. It is a transcript of the gene tmprss6, whose product is annotated as transmembrane serine protease 6. The record is from RefSeq and is a predicted model, not a curated record. Lineage: Eukaryota; Metazoa; Chordata; Actinopteri; Cypriniformes; Leuciscidae. Gene Ontology annotation, biological process: proteolysis. Gene Ontology annotation, molecular function: protein binding; serine-type endopeptidase activity.
CGGACUGACAAACACAAGCGUUUCCCUCAGAACAUGUGUGAAGAACCGAACAUGUGUGGAGUCUGAGUCCUGGAGAAGAACCAGCCCAAUCAGGACCGACGGAACCGAAGAUGAGCCCGCGAUAACGGUCCGGUCGAUGAUGGAGCUCGGGAACGGGUUCACAAAGGAUCCGAAUCAAGACUGCGACACCAACCCUGAAUCGCGCGCCGACCCGGAUCCGUCCCAUAAGAGGAGGAGCUUCCCGAAACGGCUGAUGGGCCUCAUCUUCCUCAUCAUCAUCCUCAUCUCGGCUGGGUCUGCGUGCGUUAUCUGGUACUUUCUCGAGUACAGGGUCUGGGUGCUGGAGCCGCAGGUGAUUCAACAGUACACGGCCAGUGUUUCCAUCCUGAAUAAGAACUUCUCUGUGAGCCUGACCAGUCAUGAGAGUUCAGAGUUCAGAGCCGAGGCGAUGUCUCUGCAGAACAUGGUUGAGAAGCUGGUGAAGUCCACAGAUCUGUCCAGAUACUUCAACUCCACAACGGUCUUCGCCUUUGGGGAGGGCAGCGUCGUGGCUCAUUUCUGGCUGCGCCUGUCGGUUCCCGUCAGUCACGUGGAGACGGUGAGCGUGGCGAGACUGAACGAGAGUGUGUUCAGAGAGCUUCAGCGCUUCACCGACGCUCAGCAGAUCUGCAGAUACGAGGGUUUCCAGCUGCUGAUGCCCUCGCUCAGCAUCACCGAAACCAGCUCCAAAGUUAUAGAUCUUUUUCAAGCCACUUUUGACUGUUACUGCUACACGUCUCUGCUGUCCACGGAGCCCGUGCUCCUCGAGGGCCCGAACACGCAGCGGUCCUCGUGUCUGUGGCACCUCAGGGCCCCUGCGGGAUCCCGGCUCGAGCUCCGGGUCGAGUGGCUCCUGGCCGAGUGUCGGGACCGGCUGAUCAUCUACGACUCGGUCACGCCAGCUGACUCUCGGCUCAUCACCUCCCUGUAUGGAUGCAGUCGGUAUGAGAGGACGGUGCAGCUUCUGUCGUCUGCCGACUGGAUGACGGUGGUUUGGAAACAGGGUCUGUACAAUUACAAGGAUCCGUUCUCUCUGAGCGCUCGGGCCUGGCCGGAUCAGGAUUGCUCCCACAGUGUUGUGCUAGAGGAGAAAGACGGCGUCCAGGGGAUUUUACAGACCCCCUUCUACCCCGGUUACUACCCUCCCGACACCAACUGCACCUGGACCUUCACUGUGCCAUCGGUAGAGUUCGGUCUGGCCUUGUUCUUUGAAGGAUAUGAGCUGAACCGGGCGAGUUACAGCCAGACCUGCACACAGGGCCGAUGGAGCAUCCAGAACCGCAGGCUGUGUGGCGUCCGAGGGUUGCAACCGUACGCCGAGCGGAUCUUCCUGAUGUCCUCCAGCGUCACGGUGUCCAUGAGGUCCGAGGUGUCGCUCACCGGCCCGGGCCUUCAGGUCCACUACAGCGUCUUCAACCAGUCCGAUCCUUGUCCCGGUCAGGUGCUCUGCAGCAUUAACGGUCUGUGUGUGCCGGCGUGUGAUGGGAUAUCAGACUGCGCUAACGGACUGGAUGAGAGAAACUGCGUGUGUAUCGCUCAGUUCCAGUGCUCAGAGGACAGUCAGUGUGUCGACUACUAUAAAGUGUGUGACCAGCACCAAGACUGCAUUGAUGGCAGUGAUGAGGACAACUGCACACAUGGUGUACCAUGUUCUGAUAUGACGUAUGUAUGUGGAGAUGGGACGUGUCUGAAGAAGCCAAACCCAGAAUGCGACUUCAUCACAGACUGUCCUGAUGAAUCUGACGAGAAAUAUUGCGACUGUGGACUGAGGCCCUUCAGCAGUCGUGUGGUGGGCGGGGCCGAGGCCGAGGAGGGGGAGUGGCCAUGGCAGGCCAGCCUGCAGAUCAGUGGCCGGCACAUAUGCGGGGGGGCUUUAGUCUCCGCCCAGUGGGUGGUGUCCACGGCUCACUGUUUCUAUGACGACAGGUUCUUCUCCCCGUCGGUGUGGAUCAUCUAUCUGGGCAAGCUCCGGCUGGACGGCAGCAGUCAGUCGGAGGAGGCGGUGCGAGUGUCACACAUUCACCUCCAUCACUACUACGAGGACGAGACGCACGACUACGACGUGGCGCUGCUGCGGCUGGUUCGGCCCGUGUGGUCCAGCACGUUAGCUCACCCGGUCUGCCUUCCGCCCGCGACCCACCAGCUGGAGGCCGACCUGCUGUGCUGGGUCACGGGAUGGGGCGCGCUUCGAGAGGGAGGGGCAGUGAGUGACGUCCUGCAGAAAGUAGACGUGCGAUUGGUCAGUGAAGAUGCAUGCGUGCGUUCCUAUGGUUACAUGAUCACUCCCAGAAUGAUCUGUGCCGGCUAUCGCAGUGGAGGAAAGGACUCCUGUCAGGGUGACUCUGGCGGGCCGCUGGUGUGUCAGGAGCCGUCGGGACGCUGGUUUCUGGCCGGUGUGGUGAGCUGGGGGCGAGGCUGCGGACGCCCGGAUUAUUACGGGGUUUACACUCGGAUCACCAAACUCUCCGGAUGGAUCAAACGCAUCAUUUCUUCCUGAGACCUUCAAACCUACACAACCCGCCUCCCAGCACUCGCCUUGGGCUCCGAGCAUCGUGGGAAAUCUGCUGUGAUGUCAGUCAUGUGUAGACAUAAUUUUAGGUUCAUAAACUGGGUUUGAAAUUAACACCCGCCAACCUGCCAGAUGCGGGUCAGAAUCAGCACACGUCACGACACAACAAAUAACGGUGCACUUGUUCAUUGAAGCAAUAGAGAAGAUUAAAAAGCAUUUGGAUUAUUUUCCAACAUCCUAUAUUUGUUUUUAUGCUCUUUGUACUGUAUUGAUUUGAUCUGUCCAUCUAAAACACAUUUUUGGUGAAAAGGAUGAGGAUGGAUUUAGAAAUCCAAAUCCAAAUUUUAUAAUGGCUACUAGUAGAAGUUCUUAAUGGCCGAUAACUUAAAAAUUUAGAAGGCAAAUUGGCCGGUGAGUGAAAAAAGUUAAUUUCAAACCCUGUUCAUAAACAUUCACUUUAUUCAACUGGACUAAACAGCCUAUUUCAAAUCAGCUGCUUCAGGAUUUAUUGUUUAUUUGUAAUUAUUUAGACAAAAUCAUAUCAGCCUCAACAUGACAAUAAUUGUUGACUUUCAGAUUUUAGCAGAGCUCCUACAACACUGACGGUUCUGUCUUCAGCUACUCAUGUUGAAACAAACCGGUGACUUUCGGUCUAUCGUGGAAACAAAAGUGAGAAAUUCUGCAGAAUAUGUAGUGUGUGUGUGGUGACGUCAUGAGGGGGAAUCUUUUCAUUUUUGAGUUUACUUUUCCUGUAACGUGAUGCUGAGCAAACUGAUAAAACCGUUUUUUAAAGCAGUGCUUUAUGUUGCUGACAAAUUGUAAGAAAGAUUAAAAUGAAUGUAUAAGCGACACAAAUUCAUAUUUGCUGGAACAAAUAAAGCAUUUACAUUUUUACAGUUUUA